AUGAAUUGUUACCUCGCACAAUCACACCAUUUUCAAAAUCGUUUUGCUUACUAUUUUAGUGGACCUCUUGGGAACUUGCCUGUUUCCAACCUCUCCGGUUUGGCCGAGGUGCCGAGCACGACAUCUUCCACGUCCGGCAGCCAAGAUGACUCCGGGAGGGUAAAUUUCUCCGUUGCCUCGGCCAAGUCAUCAACAAUGGGCACAAACUAUUCCCCCUCCGAUUCAACUUCGAUCCACUCAGGCACGCAAGGAGCACUUGAAAGUGUUACUCCCACUGGCAGCUCAGGCGGGUCUCCGGUGUCACAAACCGGCGCAAAGUCUGGCGCGGGUGGGAGCAACGAUGAUCAGUCGAAACCUCGCAGUCUUCGUUUCACUUGGUCUAUGAAAACCACUAGUCACAUGCCGCCCAAUGAUAUGAUCCGAGAAAUUAAAAAAGUUCUCACUCUCAACGACUGUGAGUACGAGCAACACGAGCGCUUUCUGCUCAUCUGUAAGCACGGUGACCUGAACACCGAUUCCUGUGUCCAGUGGGAAAUGGAGGUGUGCAAGCUUCCACGGCUCUCCCUCAACGGAAUUCGUUUUAAACGAAUCUCUGGGACAGCUGUGGCCUACAAAAAUAUCGCCUCUAAAAUUGCCAAUGACCUGCAUAUUUGA
Molecule: messenger RNA, 654 nt
Organism: Dicrocoelium dendriticum
Lineage: Eukaryota; Metazoa; Platyhelminthes; Trematoda; Plagiorchiida; Dicrocoeliidae
Source: the annotation of a GenBank genome assembly